GUUAACUAAGUUGCUUUGUUGUAGGUGGAGAUCAAGAAAGCUGAACCAAAGAAAAACUCAAACACACCACAUGGUCCUUCAUAUGGUAGCAACUCUAGGGGUCGUUCUUUUGAUGAUGGCUUUGGUGGAUAUGGUGGUUCCUAUGGGGGUUUUGAUGGGGGGUUUGGACCUGGUCCUUAUAGGACACCUGGGGGUUUUGGCGCUAGACUUGGUGGUGGAUAUGGGUAUGGUAGUGAAUUUGGUGGUGGUUAUGGGUUUGGAGGUAGUAGCUUAGGAGGCUAUCGAGGUGAAUCUUCCCUUGGUUACUCUGGUCGUUUUGCAUCUUAUGGGGGUGGUUUUGGUGGUGCUUAUGGACCCUAUGGUGGAAAUGCUUUAGGUGGAUAUGGUCGGGGAGGUGAAGGUUAUGGCAGUUACGGAGGUUCAACCUAUGGUAGCGGUUAUGACUCUGGUCCAGGUGCUGGUUAUGGAGCAGGUGGGAUUUAUGGCAGGGGAGGCUAUAGUAGCAGUAGUCGGUAUCACCCAUAUGCCAGAUAGGAUGGAGGCAUUUUGAUGCAGUUCCUUAAACCUUGUCCUAGAAGAUUCCUACAGGUUCCUCUAGAUCUGUGUUGUGCAUCAUUAGGUGCUUCGACACAAAGACUAGUGAAGUCUUUUAAUUGGUAGCAUGCUGAGAAGCUUUCAAGAUCAGAUAUUAAGACUAUUAUUUUCUUCUUUGUAACGCAAAAACUUUUAGAAUGCUUCGAAUUAGUAUUGGGUUGUGUUGCAGUCUUACUCUAGUUUGUUUAUUGUUAGCUUGUUAUGGUAGAAUAUAUAUAGGAUCACAGUUUGGAGUGUGUUAUUAUCUCCACCAGAUGGAUGUAGAAAAUUUAUGAUAUGGUUUCUAUUUUAGAUUUGCAUGCCAUGUUUUUGUUAGUUAGGUCACUCUAAAGUGAUUGCUUAGCUGCCUGAGAAUUAUCAUGGACUAAGUAAAUAUGUUUAGGUUUGAUGUGGGUUAAUUAAUCACAUAUCCUAGUUCUGGAACAAAUCUUUGUUGGGAGCCACUGUUGGGAUGGACCCUAAUAGGGAGGGCUAGGCCAAAGCUCUGGAUUAUCUACUUUGAAAUUCGUUUGAAAGAUUAUGUAUGCACUUGGGAAGGAUGGAGUGUGUAUUAAUUGAUGUGUGGAAAUAAUUGCUGCACUUGGAAGCUUUAUUGAUUUUAAUUGUUUUUCUUUAUUAUCUGAUCUAAAGUUUGUAAUUGUUGAUCUGUUGGGUGCAUCUUUUCUCUGUAGACUUAUGAUAUUAUAAUUAAUGAAAUGGCAAGAGUGCA
Molecule: messenger RNA, 1303 nt
Organism: Rubroshorea leprosula
Lineage: Eukaryota; Viridiplantae; Streptophyta; Magnoliopsida; Malvales; Dipterocarpaceae
Source: the annotation of a GenBank genome assembly